Mercenaria mercenaria is the source of this 7459-nucleotide messenger RNA. Its product is annotated as protein archease-like. The record is from RefSeq and is a predicted model, not a curated record. Gene Ontology annotation, cellular component: tRNA-splicing ligase complex. NCBI's taxonomy places the organism in Eukaryota, Metazoa, Mollusca, Bivalvia, Venerida, Veneridae. Gene Ontology annotation, biological process: tRNA splicing, via endonucleolytic cleavage and ligation. The transcript has 5 exons. The coding region runs from base 141 to 473 and encodes 110 amino acids.
GUAAAAAGUAAUAAUUUUAUAAAAUGGCUAUUCUAAGGUAGGUUUGUUGAUUGACUUUUCAACAGUAUGAAAUUUAGUUUCCUUGACAUCAUCAAGGGGGUGAAAGCUUAAAAGAAGCAUUUGAACAGGUAGUUGUAUCAAUGUUUAACUAUAUGACAACAGAUUUCUCAACAGUGGAGAUGUUAGAAGAACAGGAAGUAGAAGCAGAAGGUGAAGAUUUAGAGUCUAUGCUGUUCCACUUCAUGGAUGAGUGGUUAUUUGUUUUUUCAGCCGAGCCAUUUUUUAUUGCAAAGAAAGUAGUCAUUACAGAAUUUGAUAAAGAAAAUUUCAAAAUAAAAUCAAUAGGUUACGGUGAAGAGUUUGACAUUCAGAAACAUCCGCAAGGUACAGAAGUGAAGGCAAUCACCUAUUCUAACAUGCAGAUAUAUGAUGACGAAGACAGACAUGAAGUAUUUGUGAUCAUUGAUAUAUGAUAGUGUACAAUAGUUAACUUUCUACAGUAGGUUGAAAGGAGUGAGUUAUAGCAAAAAGUUUUAUGGAAGUGAAUUAUCAUCUCAUUGUGAAAAUCAUUUUAUGGCAUGAUGAAAGUGAAUUAUGGUGAAACACUGGUGUAAUUUUUAUAACAAAAUGGGUUAUAGUGAAAAUCAAGAAUAUUUGCUACAACUUGGAAAAAAUUGCUGUGAAAAUCAAGUAUAUAUUCGUUACAAGGUUAGAAUAACAUACCUAUUAUUGUGAAGUCGUUAACCAAGUGGAUUUGUUUUAACAUAUAAGAAAUGAAUCAUCAUUAAAACUUGUUUGUAACAACAAAGUUAAAUGAAAGUCUAAUCUUAAUUAUCUGCUACUGUUGCUGUGACAACAGUCACAGCUUAACCAUCUGUAUUCCUUAACCAAAACAAUGUGGACUGGACUGGAAAUAGUGUGGUAUAUAGGACUUACUGGACUUACAGAGUUGGGAGGUGUAUUGGACUGAUACUGAUGUUUUUACUAAGAUCUUUGAUGAAGAAAGUUAAACGCACUUUUGAAGCAGAAGCUAGUUUGCUCAGGUUGAUUGAUUCCAUACAUUUGUUUGCCUAUUUGUCUUUUUACCAAACUUUUAUAGUAAAAUAACUAUAUACGAGUUCGAAGCUAAGCUAUUUUUAUCUUUUUAAUUACACCUCCAGAUACAAAGUAUUUGGGGGCUAUGUUAGGAGUCACGGAUGUCUAUCAUUCUGUACAUUUUUCAGCUCCAUAUCUUCUUAACAGCUUGGACGACUGUCAUAAAAUUAGCAUCAGUUGUAACUCUUAUCAUGAUGAUGUGCAGAGCACAUUACUCUGGUCACCAGGCCAAAGGUCAGGGUCAUACUUUAAGGUCAAAAGGCCAUAUUGUCUAAACCACUUUGAAGAUUUUCAUAAGUCUGCAGGUAACAUCAGUUGUUUACCUCAACAAGUUGAUGUACAGAGCACACAACUAAGGCCACAAAGGUCCAAGUUCAAGGUCAUACUCAGAGGUCUAAGGUCAAAGAGCUUUAACGUCAUGUUCUCUCGGUAUCUUAACCACUAGGAAGAUUUUCAUAACACUGUUUUUAACUGAAAACCUCAUCAAAAUGACAUACACAGCAAACAACCCUGGUCAGAGUCAAAGGUCAGGGUCACACUUGGAGGUCAAAGGUCAUGUAGCUAAAAUUCUUGUCCGCUCCAUAUCUACUGGAGGAUUUUCAUGAAAUUAGCAUCAGUUGUUAAACUCCUCAAGAGAAUAUGCAGAGUGCAUAACCCAGAUCAUAAGGUCAAAGCUCAAGGUCACAAUGGAUGAAAGAUAAAAAAUACCUUAGAUUUGUUUGCUUCAUAUCUUCCUAACCACUGAAGGGAUUUUCAUAAACUAGUGUCAGUUGUUAACGUUUCCAAGACAACUUGCAGAGUGUACUACCCAGAUCCCAAUUGAAGGUUACACUUGAAGGUCAAAGGUUAUGAUCACAUUACUUUCUUUGCCUUGAAUUAAAUCUGCAGGUAUUAAAUGCCUCUUGUGAGAGCUCUAGUUGAAUUGUGUUUUAUGUAAACGCUGUUAUAAAGCACUUGAACCUAAUUAAAGCUUUGUUGAUAUAGACCACCUUCAGACAACAAUACUAUAAUUUUCAUACACUGCUUGUUGGUCUUCCAGUGUCCAGACAUAGAACUUCAACCUGAACCAAGUACACCAGAGCUGCAUUUUCCAUGUGAACAAGUAGAUUCUAACAUGUGUGACAACUACAGUGUCCCACAUGUUACCAUGGCAGUGUUGACAGCUGCUCUGCACUCUCAGUUCUGUGACCAGGCAAACUGUUCAGAAACGCAUACUUAACCUGUACACUCAAUAAGUAGCAAAACAAUCUAAGACACUAAAAGGAACAUAAUCCCAACCCUCAAGUUAUUGAUAAGAGUUACUGGUUGAGUCAAUCCAAAAUGCUGAGUCUUGUCCAAACCAAUAUAUGUUCUACACUGAAUUGGGUUUGGAGCAUGAAGUUCCCUCGAGAUAAUUUUUUCUAAGUACCAAAUUGUUUAUAAAAAUACAGCAAAUUAAAGGCCAAUGUCUUGGCUCAAUGUUGAUACUAUCUUCAUUCUUUUGUCACCAAAACUGACUUUAGAAUUGAUGGAAAAAUCAUCAAUACGGUUGCCAUUUCAUGGUAUUAAUGUCUGCCAUGGAAACUGAAGUCAUAUGAAGUUCUCAAUGGAAAUGUUUGUUAGUCCAAACAUUUGGUGCCUAUGAAAAUGUACUAAAAGGCUACCAUGGUAGGAUUUACUGGUCCUAACCAAUAUACAAAAAAAAUAGUGUCAAUCAUCCAGUGGAUUUUAAAGAGAGUCUACUAUAACAUUAACUGUAGAUCAAUAAAGAAUAAAGUAACAGAUAUGCAUCAGGCUAUUUUAAACACGGAAACUUGGCUUAAUGCGUGGAUGAUAGAAAAAAAUUACCUGAAUGGUGGGAUUCUCACUGCCAACAGCACAAAAUCAGUCUUACCAAUAGGAAAAGGUAAAAAUAAGCUUUAUCUAAAGUUGCAAAGUGAUCCACAGAGAACAUGAGCUAUAGAGCUACAAACAUUGUAUCCAGUGAUAGAUAUUAAUCUGGGAUUACUUCACCUCCUGGUACAACACUUUAUGAAAUGAGUACUAAUCAAGUGAGCUACCAGUACAAUUUUUCCUGUCUUUGGUGUGAUGCAGUUUGGAAUCGAACCAGGUCAAAAAGACACAAACACGUGACAUCGCAACACUUCGAUAAGACAACGCGAAGUGACACUGUGAUAUCGUGCUAUUGACACGUGACAAUACAGUGUGACAUUGCAACAUUAUCCAGUCACAUUAUGUUUGGCAUUUUUGUGUGUCGUAUUACAUUGUCGUGAUGUCACUUCACAUUGUAGCAUGUCGUCCUGUAAAAGCGACGAAUGACAUUAAUACUGGCAGGAACAGGAUUCCAUAGAAUUUACUAUGUAAGCCAUUGACAUUUAAGUCAAAAUACAGAUGUGUAAAGGACCUAAAGCAAAAUACAGAUUGCACAUAUUUUUAACGUGAUUAUUGAUAUUUUAGAAUAUUUCAUAGCAAUUGUUUGUUUUUAGCUCACCUGUCACAAAGUGACAAGGUGAGCUUUCGUGAUCGCGCGGUGUCCGUCGUCCGUGCGUGCCUCCGUGCGUCCAUAAACUUGCUUGUGACCACUCUAGAGGUCACAUUUUUUGUGGGAUCUUUAUGAAAGUUGGUCAGAAUGUUCAUCUUGAUGAUAUCUAGGUCAAGUUCGAAACUGGGUCACGUGCCGUCAAACACUAGGUCAGUAGGUCUAAAAAUAGAAAAACCUUGUGACCUCUCUAGAGGCUAUAUAUUUCACAAGAUCUUCAUGAAAAUUGGUCAGAAUGUUCACCUGGAUGAUAUCUAGGUCAAAUUCGAAACUGGGUCAUGUGCCUUCAAAAACUAGGUCAGUAGGUCUAUAAAUAGAAAAACCUUCUGACCUCUCUAGAGGCCAUAUAUUUCACAAGAUCUUCAUGAAAAUUGGUCAGAACGUUCACCUUGAUGAUAUCUAGGUCAAGUUCGAAACUGGGUCACGUGCCUUCAAAAACUAGGUCAGUAGGUCAAAUAAUAGAAAAGCCUUGUGACCUCUCUAAAGACCACAUUUUUCAUGGGAUCUGUAUGAAAGUUGGUCUGAAUGUUCAUCUUGAUGAUAUCUAGGUCAAGUUCGAAACUGGGUCAUGUGCGGUCAAAAACUAGGUCAGUAGGUCUAAAAAUAGAAAAACCUUGUGACCUCUCUAGAGGCCAUAUAUUUCAUGAGAUCUUCAUGAAAAUUGGUCAGAAUGUUCACCUUGAUGAUAUCUAGGUCAAGUCCGAAAUUGGGUCACGUGCCAUCAAAAACUAGGUCAGUAGGUCAAAUAAUAGAAAAACUUUGUGACCUCUCUAGAGACCAUAUUUUUCAUGAGAUCUUCAUGAAAGUUGGUCUGAAUGUUCAUCUUGAUGAUAUCUAGGACAAGUUCGAAAGUGGGUCACAUGCCAUCAAAAACUAGGUCAAUAGGUCAAAUAAUAGAAAAACCUUGUGACCUCUCUAGAGGCCAUAUUUUUCAUGGAAUCUGUAUGAAAUUUGGUCAGAAUGUUCAUCUUGAUGAUAUCUAGGUCAAGUUCGAAACAGGGUCAUGUGUGGUCAAAAAUUAGGUCAAUAGGUCUAUAAAUAGAAAAACCUUGUGACCUCUCUAGAGAACAGACUUGUGAAUGGAUCUCCAUAAAAUUUGGUCAGAAUGUUGAUCUUGAGGAUAUCUAGGUCAAUUUCGAAAGUGGGUCAUGUGCCUUCAAAAGUAGGUCAGUAGGUCAAAUAAUGAAAAAACGUUGUGACCUCUCUAGAGGCCAUAUUUUUCAUGGGAUCUGUAUGAAAGUUGGUCGGAAUGUUUAUCUUGAUGAUAUGUAGGUCAAGUUUGAAACUGGGUCAACUGCGAUCAAAAACUAGGUCAGUAGGUCUUGAAAUAGAAAAACCUUGUGACCUCUCUAGAGGCCAUACCCUUGAAUGGAUCUUCAUGAAAAUUGGUCAGAAUGUUCACCUUGAUGAUAUCUAGGUCAGUUUAGAAACUGGGUCACAUGCCUUAAAAAACUAGGUCAGUAGGUCAAAUAAUAAAAAAACCUUGUGACCUCUCUAGAGGCCAUACUUUUCAUGGGAUCUGUAUGAAAGUUGGUCUGAAUGUUCAUCUUGACGAUAUCUAGGUCAAGUUUGAAACUGGAUCAACUGCGGUUAAAAACUAGGUCAGUAGGUCUAAAAUUAGAAAAAUCUUUUGACCUCUCUAGAGGCCAUAUUUUUCAAUGUAUCUUCAUGAAAAUUGAUCUAAAUGUUCACCUUGAUGAUAUCUAGGUCAGUUUCGAAACUGGGUCACGUGCGGUCAAAAACUAGGCCAGUAGGUCUAAAAAUAGAAAAACCUUGUGACCUCUCUAGAGGCCAUAUUUUUCAUGAGAUCGUCAUGAAAAUUAGUGAGAAUGUUCACCUUGAUGAUAUCUAGGUAAAUUUAAAGCAGGGUCACGUACCUUUGAAAACUAGGUCAAUAGGUCAAAUAAUAGAAAAACCUUGUGACCUCUCUAGAGACCAUAUUUUUCAAUGGAUCUUCAUGAAAAUUGGACAGAAUUUUUAUCUUGAUAAUAUCUAGGUCAAGUUCAAAACUUGGUCACAUGAGCUCAAAAACUAGGUCACUAUGUCAGAUAGUAGAAAAAACGAUGUAAUACUCAAAACUGGGUCAUGUGGAAAGAGGUGAGCGAUUCAGGACCAUCAUGGUCCUCUUGUUUGAAAUUUUAAUGAAGCUAUUGUUGUCAUAUUUUUAGCAAAUUAUUCACGUUAUAGGUAUGACACUAUUUCUGUCGAAAUGUAUUGUGUUUGUCACCAUAUAAGUCUGUCUGUCUCUCUCCAGAUCAAAAUCCGCCCUUUGCUCUCUCCCUUUACCCCUUUAAAGCAUUUCAAGUGUGCUUGUUGAGACGACGUGCCGUUUGCAACAUUCAGAAAUUUCGGUACUAGGUCAAGACCAUAUGCUAAAAUUUUCAUACAUACCAUACAAGAUAAAGGUCAUACAAAUUACACAACAUACUUAUGGUAAUGUUAUCAAAUCAAAUAGUUGUGAUCCCACAAAAUAUACACACAUCGAGUUGAAAUACCAUAUUAAGGGGUAUUUCUGUAUUCACACUUUCUGCAUACAGUUAACUAGCAAAUUGUGUUUAGAAUAGUUGUAUAGGGUGUUGAAAAUUAUAUUUAAACAAUAAAGUUGAGUAUAGACUCGUCAAACAUUGUUUACAAGCUUCUCAAGAUACAAUGCUGUUCGGUAUAAUACCUUUUCAUUAUCCGAACUACUGAUUUUGAAUCUCACUAAAUUUCUCACUUUAAAAAAUUACGUAACAAUAUUAAUGUUACUUCUGUUAUAACAAAAAAUGACAGCUACGAGAUUUGAAAGGGGUCUUACUGUGCCUACCAGUUUCAACGUGCAACUUAUGGCUUGAACAAUGAAAUUUUGACAUUGCUUGUCUGUACUUAAAUGGCAGAUUUAUUGUAAGGUAACAUUCUAUAUUUAAUAAAGUUUUAAAAUAUUUAUAAUGGUGACAUCUGCUUGAUUCACUUCCACGACAGUUCAUCGAAAGACACUUCGUCGAAUAUGACAAUUUGCCAAUACGUUAUUUAGUCAAACUUGAUAUUUAGCCGAAUACGACAGUCGGUCUACUGUAUUUUUCGACCAAGUUGGUCGAAAACACGUCUUGAUUGGUAUUGGCUUGAUUCAUCGAUACACUUUCCAGUUCUAUGAGUCUUUGACGAAAAGAACUUACGAAAGAGUUAAUAUCUCCAACAUCAUGUGUAACCCAAUCAUAACCAAAUCCAUACAAAAAUAACAAGAGUUGGACCUGAGUAGCCCAGGUGAUUCUGCCUAAAUUAUCUAAGGAUUUUAACAUUAUAAUAACACCAUUUAGAGUUUUCCUUAUGUAUUAGUUUACACCACUUGUUACUACUGUAUUUCACAACUCGUUCAAUUUUGUUUGUGAGAGAUUUUUCCCAAGGGUGCCAUAUAGAAGAGCAGUAUUCAAACUGUGGGUGGAUAUAGGUGAUGUAAGCUGUUUCGCUUGGAUGAAUCUAAGCGAGUUGUUUGCUUUUGAUGUGAUGUUAUCAAUAUGUUUUGACCAACUGAGAUCUUUACUAUUUUGACCCCGAGGUAUUCAUCAUCAUCAUCAUCAUCAUCUUUAGUAAUCACCUCACUCUGCAAUAUCAUUUGGCUUUAGUGCAAGGGGCUUAUGAACAUUCUGGCCAAUCAGAAUUCAUUUAUUUAUAGUCAUGUGACAAAGUUGUUUAAAUUCAAUGUUUACUUGUUUAGUGAUUAUAUGUGUAAUAGAAAUUAAUAAUAACAUAAUUAUGGUAACUGCAGUGUACCAUGUAAGAAUUCAUUAUUUUGUGAAGUGGCUGCUGAUUUCUCUGAUGGAUUUGUGAAAUGAUGAAAAAUAAAAUAUGAAAUGUACAUGAACCUUG